Molecule: messenger RNA, 984 nt
Organism: Bursaphelenchus xylophilus (pine wood nematode)
Lineage: Eukaryota; Metazoa; Nematoda; Chromadorea; Rhabditida; Aphelenchoididae
Source: the annotation of a GenBank genome assembly
AUGGAUGCACAAGUGUCCUCGUCAUCAUCGCAGGUUUUAAAUGAUAACGGCGUUCCACUGAUAGCGACAUCAACAGUGGUUUAUCCAUCGCAUGAAUACGACCAAACCCUAUCUCAACAUAGAGUUCCGAGAAGUGAAGUGAGUUGCGGUUUAUUUUAUUUAUACGUUUAGGUUGUUUCCACGUCUGAAGUAUACAGUUCGAAUAGCCGGCUAGUGCAGCAGAAUACUUUGACCCAAAGAUUGAUGCAAAGGUCAACAAAGCAGCUAAAGAAGUCGCCAAAACUUAGCAAGUCAUACAAACAACCACGUCAUGUGACUUCAGCAAAAGUUAUGGAACUUAGGAAGGCAUUAGAUCUGUCGAAGUACAUUAAGCAAGUUGAGAGUUUGAUAAUGCAACCCAUAAAGUAAGUUGUAGUUUGUUGUAUUUUUGAAGGUUGGUUAUGAGAAGUUUAAUUUAGCGUUUCAGAAUUCCAAGUACAGUCAGUUUCGGCAUGAAUAAGCGCCGAAAGAUGCCGUCAAAACCUAAACAGGAUCUUCUUUCCAUAAAGGUAAAAGAGAAAUGAAUUAUAUGUGAGAGCUGAUUUCCUUCUCAAUAUACUUCAUUUGUAUACUUUGUAAGGAUAUGAGGUGAUUUAUUCAUGUUUUAUUAUAAUUUAGGAUGUUUGGAGGGACGCAGAUCAGCGCAGGAAUGAGAUGAAGGAAUUUUAUAACACCAGAUGUAUAGAUUCGGAUCGAGAAUUUCUUCUGAAUCUUCUGUUGGAUGAAUCCGACGAAGAAUCAGAUUCUGAGCAAAUCACAGAGGAGGACUUUGCCUUCAUGUUAGAACAUCGUCGUGAAGCUAAGAAGUUGAUGAAGGCCUAUCAUCAUGAUUAUCUGAAUACUCAGUAUCAAUAUUAUAGCAGUGGAAUGUUAAGUGAAACUGACAGGUAUAUGGACGCCAAAAGGAAGAUAUUGGACAUACAUGAGGACAUGAUGUUUGAAUAG